Messenger RNA from Rhagoletis zephyria (snowberry fruit fly), 1479 nucleotides. RefSeq names its product Cytosolic thiouridylase subunit 1 (gene Ctu1). The record is from RefSeq and is a predicted model, not a curated record. Gene Ontology annotation, molecular function: tRNA binding. Gene Ontology annotation, cellular component: mitochondrion; cytosolic tRNA wobble base thiouridylase complex. NCBI's taxonomy places the organism in Eukaryota, Metazoa, Arthropoda, Insecta, Diptera, Tephritidae. Gene Ontology annotation, biological process: tRNA wobble position uridine thiolation.
UUUUAUACCCUCAGUAUCAUUUUUAUUCCCAUACCUAAAUAUUUUGACCACAAUGUUCGUCUUGUUUUUUAUUCAACACAAUUUUAAUUGAAAAAUGCCUAUUAAAUGCAAAGGGAAUUGUGGUAAAAAUGCGGUACUUAAGCGUCCUAAAACAUCAGAUGCGCUCUGUAAGGAUUGCUUCUUUGCCGCAUUUGAAGCAGAAAUUCAUUACACGAUUAUAACCAACAAGUUGUUUAGACGUGGAGAAAAAGUGGCCGUGGCGGCCAGUGGUGGGAAAGACUCGACAGUUUUGGCAUAUGUACUAAAGUUGCUAAAUGAACGCCAUGAUUACGGGCUGCAGUUGGUGCUACUAUCCAUCGACGAAGGCAUAACUGGCUAUCGGGAUGACAGUUUGGAGACAGUCAAGCAAAAUCGUGAUGAUUAUGAAAUGCCUCUAAAGAUACUAUCAUAUGAUGAGCUAUAUGGAUGGACUAUGGAUCGUAUUGUUGCGCAAAUUGGACGUUCCAAUAAUUGUACUUUUUGUGGUGUUUUUCGUCGACAAGCAUUGGAUCGUGGCGCAAAACUACUUGAAGUAGAUAGUAUAGCUACAGGCCAUAAUGCAGAUGAUAUUGCCGAGACCGUAUUGAUGAAUAUUUUGCGAGGAGACACUGCUCGUUUAAGACGUUGUACAGAAAUACGCACCGGUGGCAGCGAAGAUACGAUACCUCGGGUCAAACCACUAAAGUAUGCUUACGAAAAGGAAAUUGUAAUGUAUGCUCAUUAUAAAAAGUUAGUGUACUUCUCAACUGAGUGCGUUUUUGCGCCAAAUGCAUAUCGAGGACAUGCGCGCGCAUAUUUAAAAGAUUUGGAAAGGGUGCGCCCAUCUGUUAUAAUGGACAUUAUUCAUUCAGGGGAGCAACUCAAAUUUAAAGACACUGUGAAAAAACCAGUUAGGGGUACAUGUGAACGUUGCGGAUUUGUUUCAUCUCAACAACCGUGCAAAGCAUGUAUUUUGUUAGAAGGAUUAAACCGCGGCCUACCCAAGUUAGGUAUUGGUAAGAAAUCCAAGGGCGAUCGAAUGAGGGCGAAACAAGAUACUGUACUAGCUUUGAGGGAGCGUGCAAAUUUGGUUAAAAAUGAUUUUUGAGAGCAAAUAAACAAAAAUUCAAUCAGCCCUAUUCUGUAUUUCAAUUACGUUCCCGCAUUCCGCUGCGCUACAAUCGUUAUUUAAUAUUCUGAGUUACGAUCGAAUCGAAAGAAAGAAGAAGAGGAAGACGGAACACAUCUCCGAAAUCAGAUGGUUGCCUAGGAAUGUGUGAAAUCCAAACAAAACAAAAGAAAUAAUUGCUACCAUACUAUAGCAGCUUACAGAGCUGGAUCGUUAUGAUUCUUAUAGGAAUUAAAUAUCACCCAAUUACAAAUUACAAGGAAUUGUAAUUAAGAAUCAAUUCCUUCAGUCCACAGCAAUGGAAUUGAUUACUUUCUCAAUUCCUUGAAGUC